AUGGGAUCCGCAGACCACUAUGACAUCGUUAUAAUUGGUGCCGGUAUCGCAGGCAUCAAUGCCGCAUACCGCGUACAGACCACGCUCCCACAUCACUCCUAUGUCAUUCUCGAAGCCAGGCCCGUGCCCGGGGGCACAUGGGAUCUCUUUCGCUACCCUGGAGUUCGGGCCGACUCGGAUAUCCACACGUACGGGUUCCCGUGGUAUCCCUACCCUCGUGAGGAAACCAUGCCCAAUGGUCAUGCUCUCUUCGAAUACAUCAACGACGCAGCGCGGGUGUCCUCCAUCGACUCUCACAUCAUUUUCAACCACCGCGUGAUGAAGUCGGCCUGGUCCUCCCAAGACAACAUGUGGACGUUGGAGACGGUGGCUGAGCAUGUAGAGGGGCGCCGUUUCCGUUCCCGGUUUGUGAUAUUUGCCACAGGAUACUUCGACCAUCAGCGUCCUCUAUCGGUAGAAAUUCCAGGGUUGAGCACCUACCGCGGGACGGUCGUGCAUCCCCAGUUCUGGCCACCAGACCUGGAGUAUAGCGGAAAGAAUGUGGCUGUCAUAGGCAGCGGCGCAACUGCAAUAUCGCUUGUCCCCAAACUUGCAGAGACCGCAUCCGCCGUGACAGUCAUCCAACGUAGUCCAAGCUACAUCGUGUCUGUGUCUUCUAGCUCGGGCAAUAGCACAUGGCUAACGCGACUGCUUCCCACCGCCCUCUCACGCAAACUAAAGUGCUACGGGUGGCUGGCCGUCACUCUCGCGGGCUGUUAUAUAUGUCCUCGGUUCCCCCGUCUCGCGAAAGCCUUCAUCCUCAAGUUAGUCGGUCAACAGCUACCGGAUCAUAUACCCAUCGAUCCUCACUUCACUCCCCAAUACAAUGUGUGGGAUCAGCGCUUGCUGGCCUGUCCCAACGGUGAUUUCUUCCAAAGCCUGCGCGGCGGCAGGGCCACCAUCGAGACAGCACACAUUCAAGCAAUCACUGAUCGCGAUAUCGUCCUCGACAGCGGGAGAGUCGUCAAUGCGGACAUCAUCGUUACUGCUACCGGGCUGAGCCUUCAGAUCGGGGGCGGCACCCAGUUCACAGUCGACGGGGAUCCCUGCGACUUGUCCCAAAAGUUCAUGUGGAAAGGUGUCAUGCUCCAGGACAUCCCCAACGCGUUUUUCGUUCUAGGCUAUUUGACCAAUGCCUCGUGGACGCUUGGCGCCGAUAUCAGCGCGUUGCUUAUUUGUAGGUUGAUCAAGCGUAUGGAAAAUGGGGGAGGGAACUCACUGGCGUGCACCCCUCGUAUGCGUGGCUCGUCGGGCCUGCCUUGUAGGCUUUGGGAUCUGAAGUCUACGUACGUCGUCGCUGCUGAUGACAGUUUACCCAAGGCGGGGGGUGUCUCUCCGUGGCGGCCUCGGUCGAACUAUAUACUGGAUUACUUCGAUGCGCGGUAUGGGUCGUUUGGAGAAUACAUGGAGUUUACCGAGGCUGUUUGA
Aspergillus campestris IBT 28561 is the source of this 1467-nucleotide messenger RNA. RefSeq names its product flavin-containing monooxygenase. The transcript has a single exon. The record is from RefSeq and is a predicted model, not a curated record. NCBI's taxonomy places the organism in Eukaryota, Fungi, Ascomycota, Eurotiomycetes, Eurotiales, Aspergillaceae. The coding region runs from base 1 to 1467 and encodes 488 amino acids.